ACUGGACCCAGCCCAGAUGUACCGCGCUUCUCUUCAACGGUGGGGUUGGCGGAGUAGACUGGCCGUUUGGUUACAUGGAUAACUCUAUUCCGGACACGAAUAACGCACCCAGAGCUGGGAAAGAAUCACUAUCAAUGGAGGAUCACAGGAGUUGGAAAGAAGUUCAGGAUUCUCUCAAGAACAAACUAAUUGCAGAAGAUGAUUUCUCAUGGAAAAUACCGAUGUCUGGACCCAGAAGAAGCUUAAGCAUGGAAGAAGAAGAAGAGGUUGAGCUUGGAGAGGUUUUGGAGUAUGUGGGUGGGGUUGAUAUAAGCUUUUCUAAGAAGGAUUCAUCUGUAGCUUGUGGCAUCCUUGUAGUUUUAGACCUCCAUAGCCUUGAAGUAGUCUAUGAAGAUUUCUCAGUUGUUACCCUCCAUGUCCCUUAUGUUCCUGGCUUCCUUGCUUUCAGAGAGGCCCCAGUGCUUCUCCAGCUUUUGGAGAAAAUGAAAAACUGUGCAAAUCCUUUCUAUCCACAGUUGCUAAUGGUAGAUGGAAAUGGAGUACUGCAUCCUCGAGGUUUUGGCUUAGCUUGUCAUUUAGGCGUGGUGGCUAAUAUUCCUACUAUUGGUGUGGGAAAGAAUCUGCAUCAUGUGGAUGGCCUUACACUGUCAGGAGUGAAGGAACUUCUCAAAGCAAGAAAAAAUAGUUGCGGAGAUUUCAUUAAUUUGAUAGGAGACUCUGGACAUGUAUGGGGAGUGGCAAUUAGAUCGACAGAAAAUUUGUUGAAGCCUAUAUUUAUAUCAAUUGGUCACCGUAUAUCACUUGAAGCUGCCAUCAAAAUAGUAAAAAUGACUUGCAAGUAUCGUGUGCCAGAGCCUAUCCGCCAGGCUGAUAUAAGAUCAAGAGACUAUCUUCGAAAACAUGAGCUAUGAAUUGUUCUUGGAUUGGAUGAUAAAAUUCCGCGAGCCUGGUAGACUUACUCUCUUCUUUCUGUUUGAUAUGUACAAGUUACUAUAUUUGUGCAAUGGCUUGACAAAAUAAAACCACGAAAACAAAUAAAAGUAUAAAAAUGAAAGUCUCGGAGAAUUAAUAUAGCAAUCUCACUCACUCUGUUGUUCCUUCCUUUUAGAAAUUAGUGAGAGAUCCUUGUAUAUUAUAUUUUAGUUUUCAUAAUAUGAGUAUUGAGUUGUAUCUGUAAUGUAAUAUCUGUUGUCUUAUAGAAAAAAACAUCUAUAUGUUUUAGAAUUUGAA
Molecule: messenger RNA, 1230 nt
Organism: Cannabis sativa
Lineage: Eukaryota; Viridiplantae; Streptophyta; Magnoliopsida; Rosales; Cannabaceae
Exons: 8
Coding region: 75-911 (278 amino acids)
Biological process (GO): DNA repair
Cellular component (GO): cytoplasm; nucleolus
Molecular function (GO): single-stranded RNA binding; RNA endonuclease activity producing 5'-phosphomonoesters, hydrolytic mechanism
Source: RefSeq, a predicted model, not a curated record